[Torrubiella] hemipterigena is the source of this 2090-nucleotide messenger RNA. The record is from the annotation of a GenBank genome assembly. NCBI's taxonomy places the organism in Eukaryota, Fungi, Ascomycota, Sordariomycetes, Hypocreales, Clavicipitaceae.
AGUAGACUCCACUUGCGUAGUCCGCUCCGUGUCCGAUGCUCCGCUCCCUUCAACUGUGAAUGUUGGCGAGCGCAAUCUUGCCAAUGGCCGCAAAUUUUGUCGCUGUCCAUCUUUAAUUCUAUAACGCAGCAUCGUCUAUAAACUCUUAUUAUAUACUCGUAUGCAACACCAACAUGAGUGAUACCCAGUCGCGCGGCGCCACAGCGUGCGGCCCUUGUGCCAAAGCCAAGGUGCGAUGCACGCGUACAUCGUCUCUGGUCCGACCAGAGCGAAACAGCCCACAGGGCUGGAGCACUUGCGAUCGAUGUCGGAGGUUAAAGAAAGUAUGUUGUCCGCAGCAGACUGAGCCUCGAACUACGCCAGUCCCACGCACGAGAUUUGGACAACUUGAAAAGAAAGUUGAUGCCUUGAUUGAGUCACUGGCUCAUCAAGUCCAACCUAGCCAUGAGAUCUUGGAAACAGGCUUUGCAAACAUCCUCAAGUCACAACCACCAAAGUUUGCUCAAACUGCUGAGAAGUUCGCCUCAGCAUCUAGAAAUCUUUACAUGAAGGAGUUGGCUAGCCGGCCUACCCAACUUCCAUCACCAGAAGAGCAUGCUACGCCUGGAUCUGAUGAUCCCCUCUGGCCCUCAGAUGACGAAGCUGAAUAUCUCUUGAGUGUCUAUAGCGAUGUUCUUGGAUGUGUCUUCCCAUUCGUCGUUCCCUCAAAAGAACCUGUCGCUGAAUUUCGUCGUAAUAGGCCCUAUCUGUUUAAGGCUAUGGUGAUGGCUGCAUCGUACAGAUCGAGGGAGAUGCAGAAGCUUCGCGCGACAGACUUUACCAACUCACUCAGUACUGCUAUUCUCCUCAGAGGCGAAAAGACUCUGGACAUGCUACAAAGCCUUCUAGUUCAUAUAUCUUGGUACCAAUGUCACUUGAAGCGUAACACGCAAAUGACCAAUCUUACCCAAUUAGCCAUUGCCCUGUUGGCAGAUCUAGAGCUUAACAAACCAUAUCAUGCCAAUGAUCGACGAAAACUUAUUUUCGACAGCUCUAGAUCUGGGUAUGGGUUUUCUGCAGAAACCAAAACGUUGACUAAUGAAGAGAGACGGGCGUUGCUAGCAUGUUACUACUUUUCUUCAACUGGAUCAACGGUCUAUCUCCGCGUUGACGCCUUGAAAUUCACCUCGCAUAUGCAAGAUGCUCUCGACUGGUUGGUUGAGGCCAACGAGUAUCCGACAGAUACCUUACUGGCCUACUUGGUUCGCUCUCAAAAGAUUGUCAAUGAGGUAGCCCAAAUUGUUCCAUAUGAUGAGCCAGAUCACCCGCGAUGUCGCGGCGAGGCUUUCAUGAUGCAUUUAAGGACACUCGAUUCUAGUUUGACCAACUUCCAAAGAGCGCUGCCGCCAUCGUUGGAGAAGCACGAUUUUCUGCUGAUGCACCUACAUACUGCACGUAUAUUUCUCUACGAAGUCAGUCUCUACGAUUCGCCUUGGCAAGGAACUUCAUCUCGUGACAGACUCGACGCCUUGAUUACAUGCUCCCACCACGUGGCUUCAUUUUUUGAUACGUUUUUCCUUUUCCCAGACGAAGCCUUUCUUGUACUUCCCUACUCACUUUGGGGCCAAUUAUCACAUGCCCUGCUAGUCGCAUCGCGCCUGUGCCUGUUGGAUUUUGAAGGUUGGGGCUCCCAGUUUGUCCAUAAAGAUGUCAGACUACCCGAUUUAUUGGAUAAAGUCAUUCUUAAACUAGAGCAAGCAAAUUCUGUUGCUCAGAGAGUUUGGUUGGGCGACAAAAACGAUGCGAUUUUGGAGAAUGUCAUCUCCAAGUUCAAGUGGGUGCGCGAGUGGUGGCAGGAGAAUGGUGUUCCGCAUGCUCGCAACAAUUCAGGGGAGAUUUCUGUGACGGAAGAUACCGACCAGAUGGGAAUGUUUGUCGAUGGUCGGUUUUGGGAAGAGAUCAUGGCUGAUUAUAAGCUUGCUCCAACGCUGGGUUUGCCGUGAUGAGGAUUAAUACGUACGAGGAUGGGUUAUACUGUACAUAUUGGGACGAAUUUAUGAAUUUCAAGUCUAUAAUACAAGAUUUAUAAUUUUAUUUUAUUUUCUAGAAAU